Messenger RNA from Thalassophryne amazonica, 2398 nucleotides. RefSeq names its product nucleic acid binding protein 1a (gene nabp1a). Lineage: Eukaryota; Metazoa; Chordata; Actinopteri; Batrachoidiformes; Batrachoididae. The transcript has 6 exons. Gene Ontology annotation, cellular component: SOSS complex. The record is from RefSeq and is a predicted model, not a curated record. Gene Ontology annotation, biological process: response to ionizing radiation; mitotic cell cycle checkpoint signaling; double-strand break repair via homologous recombination. Gene Ontology annotation, molecular function: DNA binding. The coding region runs from base 533 to 1198 and encodes 221 amino acids.
UGUGUAACUGAGGUAGAGCGUGUAGUAAAAAGUUUGUAAAAUUUUUGUACAGGAUGUCGCAUUAUGUAGCUAUAACUAAGUAGGUCAAUUCACGUAUGGCUUUUUGAACAAUUCAAACUGUAUUUUGGGCCACAGUUGGCUCGAUACCACCAACUAGCUAGGUUUGUUAAAAAAAAAAAAAUCAGGGAAAGCUGGAGGAGACACAAAAGAAACGCGGUUUGAUUCGUUUGAUAAAUGAACGUUUUAAUUAGACAAAGCAUAUAUCACAUAGUACUGUAAUACUGACCACAUUCGUACACGCUGGUGUGUAUUCGGUGGUUGCGACAGCUUUGUUAGGUGUACAGUUGGAGCGCUAACUUGCUACAUUAAAACGACAACAACAAAAAAACGUUAUGUGAGGAAGCGGUAGCUAGUAGCUAGCUAAAGGCUAGUUAGCCAGCUAAGCUAACAGUAGCUACCGCGAAAAGUCACGUCAUACAGUACCAGGGAGUUUACGUGUCGGGAAAUAAACCGAACAGUGAUUACUCUGGCAAUGGCAGCCCCGGCAAACGAGGCCUUGUUUUUGAUAAAGGAUGUGAAGCCUGGGUCGAAAAAUUUGAAUAUAGUGUUCAUCGUUUUGGAAAUUGGAAGAGUGACCAAAACAAAGGAUGGUCACGAAGUACGCUCCUGCAAGGUGGCGGACAAGAGCGGGAGCAUUUCUAUCUCAGUUUGGGAUGAGCUUGGUAGUCUUAUUCAGCCAGGGGAUAUCAUCAGAUUGACUAGAGGUUAUGCAUCCAUUUGGAAGGGCUGCCUGACUCUUUACACUGGCAGAGGUGGAGAUCUACAGAAGAUUGGAGAGUUCUGCAUGGUGUAUUCUGAAGUGCCCAACUUUAGUGAACCAAACCUGGAGCUUCUAGCCCAGGCAAACCAGCAAAACAAAUCUGGCAAACCGGACCAGAACCAGAGGGGAAACUCUCCACCCAAUCAGAAUUCAGGUACACCUGCCCCACCAGGUAACGGUGCCAUGCAGCCAUUUGCCAACAACAGCAAUCCUCCAUCCAGUGCACCGCGUGAUGCUGGUUUUGGGAAUGCCGGGCGACCCAAUGGGAGGGCACCUGGCAAUGGUGCACCCCCGGCUACUGUCGCUGGACCGCCAGCAUCCACAAAGUCCUCAGUUACCAUUAGCAAUGGCAGGGACCCUCGGCGUGCCAAAAGAUGAAAUUGGGGUUUUGGAGGGGGUCUUGUGGUGUGCUUAUAACCACCCACUCCCCCCUCCCUAUUUUUUUUUUAAACCUCUUCCUCUUUCAACCUUUUUUGACAUUCAGUUAAAUAAAUCUUAGUUGAAUUGCGAAACUUCUAAGCUGUGGUUUCUUGUCUGGCAGAUAGAUGAGCCCAGGGAACUGACUUUAGUAAACCCCGACCACUUCACACUGUAUGACAGGUGGGGGGAGUGAUUUAGAAUGUAUAGAAACGGUCUCAAAGCUCUGCAUAUGAGAGCACAAUUUAAAGCAGUUUGGCAUCGACACAAACUAAACAUACAGUUUGCCGUCUGCACUAACUUAAUUUGUGACGUAAGUGUAGGUGGCUACAGAUCAGUUGUAGUCCUUCACUUAUAAAGCUGUGGUUGCUUCCACAGUUCAUGUGUGCUUCUUGUUAUAUUUAAGAUUUUUUUUUAUAUAUUUUCUUCACCACAUACUCAUUGUCAAUGAAAUUGGAGAAUGGUGCCACCGUGGAAGUUAAAAAAAAAAAAAAAAAACCUGCGUUGCCAUUCAGACGUAUUGUGUUCCAUAUGGCUGGUUCCCAGGCUCACUGUCAAUCUGCCAGACAGCCACAGUGCAAGUUUUACACCCACUAAAAUAUUGUUGACAGUGUGAUUGAGAUCCAACACUUGACGCUGUGGUCAGCGACCCUGCUCCUCUCCAUGUGUUCUAUUCCUGCUAAACUUAAAGCUGCUCAGCCAUUCCAAAGCCGCCGGCCAUCAGACUUGUGGACGGAGAAGAGUGGUGGAGGAGCGGCCGGCCUUUUCAGUCUCUACAAGCGUUCUCUAAAUCUCACUGCACACUGCCAGUUGUGUGCCAGUGUUACACCCCCCCCCCCCCCCCCGUGUGCCCCGACACUCCUUCCCGACUGUUAUUCAAACUGAACAGCCUACUUGAACACUUGAUGCACUUUUUUCUUAUUUAUGGCAGAUGAACAUGGCUGUCAUCUAAAGAUCAGGACAUUAGUUCCUGCUCUUUAUGGCAAAAGGCCUUAUGUGGGUGGAAAUUUGCUUUUAGACUGAAUGCACAACAACGUUCUGUAAGGAUCUUCCUUCUCAACAGAGCUGUAUGUGAAGUGACUGGAGGGAAAGCUGUUAACAGUUUUAACCGUGUAGGUACUGUAGUUUAGUAUUAAAAAUGACAUGUUUUAUUGCCAUCAA